This is a messenger RNA of Anthostomella pinea, 1164 nucleotides long. The record is from the annotation of a GenBank genome assembly. Lineage: Eukaryota; Fungi; Ascomycota; Sordariomycetes; Xylariales; Xylariaceae.
AUGGCUUCCAAGAACACUCUACAAGACCUUAUCGGCUCUUACAACAACUUCGACGAGCCCGAACCCGCGUGGAAUCGCCCGGCGACAAUCAUAGGGCUGUCGUCUGUGUUAUUGGUUCUCUCCACGGCCUGCGUCAUAUUCCGCCUAUACGUGCGACUCUUUGUUAUCCGAUCGCCAGGAUGGGACGACCUGUUCGUCUCGCUCUAUCUCAUCACCACAAUCAGUGGAGGCGUCUCCCUCUGCCUUGCUCCGCAAUGGGGUUUAGGCCAACACUUCCUCGUACUUAAACUUGACGACAUGGUCUCAUAUCUAAAGGUCUUCUACGUCACUAAUGCGUCGUACAACACGUCGGCGGCCCUGAUAAAGAUAUCACUGCUAUUCCAAUAUAUGCGCAUCUUCGAUCGUGGCAUGAUGCGAAUGGUCUGCAUCUUUCUCCUGGUUAUGGUUGGGCUUUGGGGUACGGCUUACUCCUUCAUGGCUUGGUUCCCGUGCUUUCCUGCCCAAGGCUACUGGGACUGGACGGUGCGUUCCCGCUGCUAUGCCUUCGGGUCACUCGACACGGACACCUUCUUCGCUACCUAUGCCAGCCAGACCGCUCUCAACAUGGUCUUCGAUAUCCUCGUUCUCAGUGUCCCAAUCCCGAUGUAUUUCCGGAAAGAUACAUGCCAUAGGACCAAGCUGGGGCUUCUAGGUCUCUUCUUCAUGGGUGGAAUCGUGAAUGGCCUGUCCAUCUGGCGGCUGGCUACGAUUAUUAAUCAUCGGGCAACAACUAAGCCCACGUUUGAUCCUACAUGGUACAGUCCAGUGAGUAUCUUACUUGGGAUGAUGGAGGUCACCGGGGCCAGCAUCUGCGCUUCGGUGCCGGUGUUCUGGCCGGUUCUUACAGCUCGCAUCGAGGAGAUCCUAGUGACCCGAGAGAUCCAGAUCACCAGAGCGCACAGGUUUUCGGGGGACGGCGAUGAUCGGGUCGAACUUCAGCACAGCCGCACGGGCAGCGAGGCUAGCUUGGCACCGCUGGGGAAGCAGGUUCACUACAACGACGAUUUCGUUCGGGAUCAAGUCGAUCCACUGAGACAGAAGCCUUCGUACGCGGUGGAGUCGGAAAUCACUGCCGGCGGCCCUGGGAAGCAGAGGUCAAGAACGGCCGUGCAAGCCAAAUCUUAG